Paramecium tetraurelia is the source of this 1320-nucleotide messenger RNA. RefSeq lists its product as uncharacterized. Gene Ontology annotation, biological process: transmembrane transport. Lineage: Eukaryota; Ciliophora; Oligohymenophorea; Peniculida; Parameciidae. The record is from RefSeq and is a predicted model, not a curated record. The transcript is spliced from 3 exons. Gene Ontology annotation, molecular function: transmembrane transporter activity.
AUGAAAUUCCUUUCAGAAUUUUCUCUGCUGAAUAUCGGAAAUCUUAUAUGUUGUCUUGGGCUAUCAUUAAUAGCUCCCUUUUAUCCAACAUAUGCAGAAAAAUUUGAUGUAUCAGGAUCCUUGUUGGGUCUCAUUUUUGGAAUUAAUCCGAUAGGAGGAAUUUUGUCUUCCCUGAUUGUUGGGAAAAUUCUAAAUAAAGUAAGAUUUUUUAAUAUUUUGUCCUUAGGAAUGCUAAUUCAAUCUAUUGGAAUGUUUUGUUAUCCACUUUUGACAUUUACGACUAACAGAACAAUAUUUAUUACCAUUUCCUUAUUGGGAAGGUUUAUAAGUGGAUUUGGAGCAUAAACAUUUGUAACCCCACUUUAUGCAAUUAUAACAUAAAAAUAUGCAGAUUCAAUCAACUAAAAAAUGGCAACAACAGAAUUUUUUUCCUCAUUUGGUUAUUUAUGUGGUCCAGUAAUAGGAUCAAUCUUAUAUACAAUAGGAGGAUUUUCAUUUCCAUUUCUACUUUUUGCUUGCUUUUCUGUUAUCAUAGCGAUAAUAAUAAAAUUACAAUUCGAAAAAUAGGAAGAAAAAGCAAUUAAUAAAAUUCCCGAACCUGUCAUCUCUGACAUAUACGACAUCGAAUGUCCAUCAACAACAUCAUUUUAUAAUGAAACUGAUAUAUCAAUUGGUUACUAUGACCUUAUCAAAUAUUUCCCAGUAUCAUCAUCAUUAUUUGUAAUUUUGGCAUUAUGUAUAACUUUUACAUUUUAUUAUCCAACUUAUGCAAUAUAUUUUGAAGAGAAUUUCAACAUUCCCCCACAACAUGUAGGCUUUUACAUGGCUGCAGUUUCAUUAGCCUAUAGUGUUGGAGCUUUGACUGUAUCAAGAAUUAAUGUCAAUAAAUCAAAAGCCAUUUUUAUAGGAAUGGUUGUUGUAUCAAUAUCAUAAUUUUUUAUGGGUCCUGAUCCACUAAUGAAUAUCAGUCCCAAGAUUUUCAUAACUGUUAGUGCUUAAGCAACAUUUGGAUUUUUUUCUGCGCCACCUUUCAUUAUGGCUCUCCCUAAAAUUACAGAGGAAUUAUAAGCAAAAUUUAAAAAGUCUGAUCAUGAAAAAUGUAACUCCUUAGCAUCUGGUUUAUUUAAUGCGGUGAUUUCAACUGGAGAUUUUUUAGGUCCAGUAUUUUCAGGAGUUUUGGCUGAGUUCUUUUCUUUUCAAAGAUCAUGCAGUUAUUUAGGUUUGUAUUUAGUUGCCACAACUUUACUAUUUCUUCCAAAUCUAUUUACAUCCAAGAAAGUUUAGUAAGUUUAAAUAAAAUCUUAUAAAGAAUAUUUAUGA